Suncus etruscus (white-toothed pygmy shrew) is the source of this 2214-nucleotide messenger RNA. Its product is annotated as zinc finger protein 345-like. Gene Ontology annotation, biological process: regulation of DNA-templated transcription. Lineage: Eukaryota; Metazoa; Chordata; Mammalia; Eulipotyphla; Soricidae. The record is from RefSeq and is a predicted model, not a curated record.
AUGGGGCCUCACCGUGUGAUGUCCUCUCUGCAGGACAUGGUGACCUUCCCUGACGUGGCCGUGAGCUUCUCCCCCGAGGAGUGGCCGUGCCUGGACGCCUCUCAGAGGAACUUUUACCGAGACGUGAUGCUGGAGAUCUAUGACCACCUGCGGGCAGUAGGCCGUUGCGGGGUGAAGCCUGUGCUGAUCUCCUGGUUGGAAGGAGGAGCCCUCGAGCGGCUGCCAAGAGGUGUGCUGACAGCAGAACCAAAGCCAGAGAUCCAUCCGUGUCAGUUCUGCUUUCGCACCUUUUCCAGCCAGAAGUUCCUCAGUCGCCACAUGAAAUACAGUCAUCCCUCUCAGAUCCUCCCAGGAACGUCUGCAAGAAAGCACCUCCCGCCUGAGAAUUCCUAUCCACACGACCAGAAGCAAUGGCAACAGCAUUCUGAUCCAUACGGUGACGAAACAAGGAAUGCCAUGCUCGAAAGUCAGAAGCAAACAGAGAGCUCCGUUCCUUCGGCUAAGAAGACGACGCUGAAAGGAAUUUCAACAUCCCUCUCUCAGCUAUUUUGCAGUGAAAUUGUAAGUUCUGAUCCACUGAAGGAACUGGAGGAAGAAAUGAACCCAAGUCAGAAAGCCAAUGCAAAGGACGCAGGUAGUGUAUUUCCAGGGAUAGAAAUGCCCCAAAUUUUGGAAGACAAUCACACAAGAGCUAGGCACGAUUUCAGUGAUGACACAGAUCUCAUCAUACACCGGAGGACAGACACAGGGGAGAAGCUGUAUGUUUGCAGAGAGUGUGGACAAGGCUUCAGUCGGAGGUCCAAUCUCAUCAUCCACUUGAGGAUACACACAGGGGAGAAGCCGUAUGUGUGCGCAGAGUGUGGACGAGGUUUCAUCGACAUAUCGAGCCUCGUGAGGCACCAGAGGUCACACACGGGGGAGAAGCCCCAUAUUUGCAUGGAGUGUCGUCGAGGCUUCAGCCAGAGGUCACACCUCAUCAUCCACCAAAGAAUACACACGGGGGAGAGGCCCUACGUUUGCGGGGAGUGCGGGCGAGGCUUCAGCCAGAUGUCCAGCCUCAUCAUCCACCAGAGAAUACACACAGGGGAGAAGCCGCAUCUCUGCAGAGAAUGCGGGCGAGGCUUCAGUCGGAGUUCCAACCUCAUCACGCACCUCAGGACACACACCGGGGAGAAGCCCCACGUCUGCAAGGAGUGCGGGCGAGGCUUCAGCGACAAGUCGGGUCUCCUCAGGCACAAGAAGACGCACUCGGAGGAGAAGCCGCACAUCUGCAUGGACUGCGGGAAGGGCUUCAGCCAGAGGGCCAACCUCAUCAGGCACCAGACGACGCACACAGGGGAGAAGCCACACGUUUGCAGGGAGUGUGGGAGACGCUUCAGUGAGAGGGCGCAACUGGUCAUCCACCAGAGGACACACACAGGGGAGAAGCCCCAUGUUUGCAGAGAGUGUGGACGAGGCUUCAGUCAGAGGUCAGCUCUGGUAGGCCACCAGAGGACACACACAGGCGAGAAGCCGCACGUUUGCAGAGAGUGUGGGCGAUGUUUCAGUCAGAGGUCAGCUCUGGUAGGCCACCAGAGGACACACACAGGGGAAAAGCCCCAUGUGUGCAAAGAGUGUGGGCGAGCUUUCAUUCGGAGGGCGCAGCUGGUCAUCCACCAGAGGACACACACGGGGGAGAAGCCCCACGUUUGCAGGGAGUGUGAGCGAGGCUUCAGAGAUCUGUCCAGUCUCAUCAAGCACAAGUGGACACACACAGGGGAGAAGCCCCACGUCUGCGGAGAGUGUGGGCGAGGCUUCAGCCAGAUGUCGCAUCUCCUUAUCCACCAGAGGACGCACACGGGGGAGAAGCCCCACGUUUGUAGAACAUGUGGGCGCAGCUUCAACUUGAAGUCAGAUUUCCUCAGACACCAGCGGACACACACAGGAGAGAAGCCUUAUGUUUGCGAGGAGUGUGGGCGAGGCUUCAGUCAGAGGUUUAAUCUCAGCACACACCAGAAAACGCACACAGGGGACAAGUCCCAUGUCUGCGGGGAGUGUGGGCGAGGCUUCAGUCAGAGGUCACAUCUCCUCGCACACCAGAGAACGCACACAGGGGAGAAGGCCUAUAUUUGCAAGGAGUGUCUGUGAGGCUUCAGACAUCGGUCAAAUCUCGUGACACACCACACGGGAGAAGUCUUAUAUUCGCGAGCAUUGUGGUUGUGGGUGCAGCCGUAG